Messenger RNA from Ostreobium quekettii, 1905 nucleotides. The record is from the annotation of a GenBank genome assembly. Lineage: Eukaryota; Viridiplantae; Chlorophyta; Ulvophyceae; Bryopsidales; Ostreobiaceae.
AUGAGCGCCAUGGUCCAGAAGCCGGCUCCGCAGGGCGAGAGGGGCGGCAAGGGGGGCAGGGCCCACGGCCACUUAGGACUGGGAGCCCGCCAGGGACGGGGGAGGAGCGCCUCGCCGCGCGGCCAACGGAGCGCCUCGUCCGCCCAGGGGAGACAACAUGGGAAAUCAAAUGUGCGAAGGCAAAAGGCCGCUCCCGAGUGCCCUUUAUGUGUUGAACAAAUGGAUGCUACAGACCUUAAGCACAAACCAUGUCCUUGUGGAUACCAAAUUUGCUUAUUUUGCUAUGAGCGGAUAUGCAAACAAUACAGUGGUCAAUGUCCGGGAUGUAGACUGCCCUAUGGCUCUCAACAACCUGAGGCAAAGGCACAACGAAAUCUCACAAAUUCUCUACCUCAACCACUACAAGCUCAAGACCCCCAAACACUAGCACCAGGCAGUGGGCCACAACUACCGUCCCCAAGUCCCCGACUCUCAAAUGGCCUAGAAUGGAAUCAAGCUGUUGAUACAGGCGUAAGCGUCCACAAUGAGGGCUCACGGAGUGAAGUGACGUCUUGGGAUGACUCUGAGUCUGGCGACUGGCCAGCGCUACAACGGGCCACAUCACCAUCUGAGCGCAGGGAGAAUGGCUUCCUCAGACCCCCCUCCCGCAAACAGUUGGGCUCCACUUGCUCGGGUUCCAUCGACUACGUGACCCCCUCUGAGGUCUCCACCGCAGCAUCAAAUUCCGCUGCGAGCUCCCUACCAAGGAGCCUCACCACUGCAGAGGUGUUCACUGUGGUGGGCGGCGCCCACAAGCCUGUCUGUGUGCCCCUGGAGGUUGCUUCCCUCUCCGAUUGCAGGCACCCUGAGGGUGAGGAGGCCUUGGGCCAGAUGCGGAGGGCUGUGCUGCAUGGCAAGAUGACCAGCAGGGAGGGUGCGGUGCACUUGAUGGGCGUGCUGUCCAGAAUCGAGGGCGAAACUGGGGAGAGGCUGCUGAGCCUUUCUGAAUUGAAGCAACGGUAUGUUCCCUGCAGCCAGGAGUCAGGGGAUGUGGGCCAGUAUCACCAGAAUUGCCAGGAUGGAGCGCCAGGCAGCAGUGACAUGUGGCAGGGGGCAGAGCGGCUGGAGGACACACCGAGCAUGGUGGUCUCAAGGCCGGUCCCAAGUGCCUCUCCCAUCAGCCCGCCUAGCGAACCUCGCACCGAUAGUGAAGAGGUGUCCCCCUUCGCUUCUGUGCCACCCACUCUGGGUCCCAUGCAUGGCCUGGCGCCUGCUCGCUCUGUCAGACAGUCGGCGCCCCAACUGCUGUGGCAGAAGAAGGGCCUCACGGGGAUCGACCUGCCCUUGAGAACAACCAGUUAUGGAUCCAAUGGGCAGGAGCGCGGCACAUUCAGCCCCAGCCUGGGCCAAGGAGCUGCCUCGAUGGGUAGGUACGACUUUUACAACCAGGGCCUGGGCGCCAGCACAGGUGCACCUGGCUUUCCACAGCACCCGCUUCAGGGUACUGACGGUGGCCUUGGAUUGAGACAAGGCAUCAGCGGGCUCUCCCAGAGGGACACAGGCUUCUCACAAAAUGCUGCAACUGCAGGGAUGGGCCAGGCCAUAGUGCAACCUGGCAGGGACAUGAUGAGGAGUGGCUUUGGGGCGCCGUCUCUGCCUUCCUUGGGUUCGUCCAGUGUGGGUGGUGUGCCCGGGAUGUCAGGAAACCAAUGGGGCGCCCAUCAGUCCGUCCAGCGCGACAUGCCUCAGUACAUCCCCCCCGACAUCGCGGCGAUUCGGGGGAUUGGGCUGGGCGGGACGCGCCACGAGUCUGUGUGCUUUGGCCUCGAGCCUGGGGUGGCGCCUCAGGCGCUGCACCAGCAGGUAACUGAGCGCCUGCGGAUAAAUGGGGGACGUGGAGAGCACCUACAGCGAGGCUGGAAGUGA